GCUUGUCCUUAUAUUCCCUGGCUUUUUUGAAUUGUGUCAGUGAAUCUGAUAAGAUAGUGACGGUCCCUAUGAUAUCAUCCUUAGUGGGUGACCUCAAUGUUUCCGACGCAUGCGCUUGACCUUCUCACUCUUCUAAGCUAACCAUGUCUGUCCGUUACCUGACCGCUAAACUUGCUCAGCAGAUCGAUGAAGAGCUCAUGAGUGCCGCUGGUGCUUUCAGUAUCGACCAGCUCAUGGAGCUCGCUGGGCUCGCAUGUGCUCAAACGCUCGCAACUGCCUACGGCAAGGAUAAGCACUCUCGAGUCCUGGUAUGCUGCGGCCCGGGGAACCAAGGUGGUGAUGGACUUGUCGCCGCUCGUCAUCUCAAAAUGUUUGGCUAUCAGCCUACGAUCUAUAUGCCGAAGCCAGGAUCCAAGGAUAUUUACAAGCGCUUAAAGCAACAAUGCGAUAAUAUGAAGAUACACACCAUUCCCCCAGAGGAAUCCAACGAUGCCCUUCCGAAGGCACUGAAGACAUCAGACGUGAUUCUUGACGCCAUCUUCGGAUUCUCCUUCAAGGGUCCAAUCCGCCCACCGUUCGACGUCGCUCUCAAGAGCAUCUCCGACUCGAAACUCCCCAUUGUCUCCGUGGAUAUUCCCAGUGGUUGGGACGUUGAAAAGGGAAACAUUGAAGGUGUAGGAUUGGAACCAAGUGUACUUCUGAGCCUCACCGCGCCGAAGGAGGGCGUUCGGUCGUUCACCGGUAGACACUUCCUUGGUGGAAGAUUCGUGCCACAAUCGCUGGAGGAAAAGUUUGAGCUUAAUCUUCCACCGUAUCCGGGGUUCGACCAGAUUGUCGAGCUUCCGUCGGCGCAGAGGCUGUAAUGUUUACAUUAUGCGAUGCUCUUGAUAAAUAUUUGAUGACAUGUUGGAACCAAGAGUCGCAUGGAAAACGAUGAUGAGUUCGUUUUCUUCAGCUUCAAGUUAUAAAACGGGGGGGAUACGAGGCGACUCGGAGAGUUUGUUUCCAUCUCUUCACAGAAAGGCUGAGAGUUAUUGGCGCCCCCACUUUUUUCAGGUAAAAAAAGAAGAUGGAUAUCAGGCCAGGGGGGUGGUGUUGAGUAACCUCAUGAGUUGAUUGUCGUG
Coniophora puteana RWD-64-598 SS2 is the source of this 1124-nucleotide messenger RNA. RefSeq names its product YjeF N-terminal domain-like protein. Gene Ontology annotation, cellular component: mitochondrion. The record is from RefSeq and is a predicted model, not a curated record. Bases 144 to 863 code for a protein of 239 amino acids. Lineage: Eukaryota; Fungi; Basidiomycota; Agaricomycetes; Boletales; Coniophoraceae. Gene Ontology annotation, molecular function: NAD(P)HX epimerase activity. The transcript has 7 exons.